UCAGUGUGAGUUUUAUUUUGGCAGUCUGGAUUGAUCUUGCUGACAGAAAAGAGUGGAUUUCCAUCAUUUCAUAAUGAGUGUGCUGACAUUAACUCUAUUUAUUUGUAAACUCCUGGGGAAGCUGUUGGUACUGUUCGACCUGGGUGUUAAAGUUAGCAUCUUAAGCAAUGCUUCCAUUUUCACAAGAUGCCCUGAAGUCUGCAUCUGUACUGCUGAUCUCCUGAGUUGUACCAGGAAAAACCUUCGGCAUGUCCCUGUUCCAUUGCCUCCUACAACUAUCACCUUGGAUCUCAGCCACAAUGCUAUUGUUCAUCUUCAUGAUUAUUGCCUGACUACUUUACCACAUCUUGAAACCUUAAGGAUUAGCCACAACAAAAUAAAAAACAUCACCCAACAUGUGUUUCGCAACGCUACUUACCUUCUGUACCUGGAUAUGUCCUCCAACCAUCUGCAGACUGUGGAAAAAUACUACUUUGAAGACCUUGUGAACUUGAAAGAGCUUCUCCUUUACAAUAACAAAAUAGUGCAAGUAGAUGAAAAAGCUUUCAUGACAUUAAUCAAUUUGCAAAAGAUCUAUCUAAGUUGGAAUAGGCUAACAAAAUUUCCAUUUGAGUCUAUUCAAAAACUUGAACAUCCUUAUCUAAGGACGCUUGAUCUUUCUGCCAACAACCUAAGCAGCAUUCCUAUUCAAGUAAUAACAAGUUUGCCUACGUACAUUAAAAAUGGCUUAUAUUUUCACAACAACCCUGUGAAUUGUGACUGCUCUCUCCAGGAGAUGCUCCAGGAAUGGAAACAUCGCGGUUUCAGUUCUGUGCAGGAUUUCAUAGAGGAGCACACUUGUAAAGCCUACCCCAAUAUGCUCUCCUUAAUUAAGACCUUCAAUUACAAUAAAUAUUUUCAAAUUUGCUCUUGGAACCAAAGAAAAUUUGACAUUCCAGAAGUGCUGUGCAGAGUGGGAGAAUCCUUGGUAAUAGACUGCAACACAAGCCUCCCUGAAGACAACACCACCACUUACAGGUGGAUCUCCCCACGCCAUGAAUUAUUCAUGUAUCCCCAGCACAGUGAUCAGACACAUCAGCCUUUAAAAAAUGGAAGCUUAAAGAUCAUAAAUGCCAUCCGUUCGUUCUCAGGCGUUUAUGAGUGCAUAGCAAUCAGUGAUCUCCAAAAGGUCAAUGAAACAUACGAAGUUAACGUGACAGUCCACUACUCCAAAUUAGUGGAAUCUUUCAGUACUAGCCUCACAACCCUUCUAGGGUGUAUUGUAAGCUUGGUGUUAGUGCUGAUGUACCUGUACCUUACACCGUGCUGUUGCUCUAAGUGCUGCAGGAAGCCUACAAGUCCUCCUCCAGACUGCAGUGCCCAAUCAUCUAUUCUUAGUACCACUCCAUCGGUCACAGAUGUAACAAAUCGCAAGAUCAGUGCAAACAAGCAUGUUGUUUUUCUAGAGCCUAUCAAGGAGAAUCACAAUGGCAAGGUCAAGCUGGCUGUCACUGAAGACUUUGAUGUGAACCCCCGCAAGCUCCUAAGACUUAAACUGGACUCAGAAUCAAUCAGUACAGCUUUUUCUAAUCCCGUCAUGUCACCAGCAGAUGCAUAG
This is a messenger RNA of Protobothrops mucrosquamatus (brown spotted pit viper), 1597 nucleotides long. It is a transcript of the gene AMIGO3, whose product is annotated as adhesion molecule with Ig like domain 3. The transcript has a single exon. Gene Ontology annotation, biological process: brain development. Gene Ontology annotation, molecular function: protein binding. NCBI's taxonomy places the organism in Eukaryota, Metazoa, Chordata, Lepidosauria, Squamata, Viperidae. The coding region runs from base 74 to 1597 and encodes 507 amino acids. The record is from RefSeq and is a predicted model, not a curated record.